This is a messenger RNA of Schistocerca cancellata (South American locust), 2374 nucleotides long. RefSeq names its product zinc finger protein 493-like. Gene Ontology annotation, biological process: regulation of transcription by RNA polymerase II. The record is from RefSeq and is a predicted model, not a curated record. Lineage: Eukaryota; Metazoa; Arthropoda; Insecta; Orthoptera; Acrididae. The coding region runs from base 195 to 1655 and encodes 486 amino acids. Gene Ontology annotation, molecular function: RNA polymerase II cis-regulatory region sequence-specific DNA binding; DNA-binding transcription factor activity, RNA polymerase II-specific. The transcript is spliced from 6 exons. Gene Ontology annotation, cellular component: nucleus.
UGCCAUAUGCCGUGAUUUCCGUCAUGUAUUUCGUGACUGACGGGAAAAGGCGGACAGUGAAGUUCAAACAUUCGCUAUGUUAGUGCGGUUAUGUUGACUUAAGUGUCAUAAUGUUCGUGAUGAUAAUUUGCUGUGAUCUGAUGUAGACAUAGAGCUGCGCCAGAUUGUAGUGCUAACACUGUAGAACUGAAGCCAUGGACCAGGACCCAACUAUGUGGAUAAAAAAAGAGGAAACAGAUGAAGUAAAAAUUGACUUACACUCCAUGUUUCUUGAAGACCCAUUAAAGACUGAAGGACCUAGUGUUUCGGUAAAGCAAGAUCCCGAAGUGAAACAACAUGCUGAUGGAUCAGAGCAUAAUUCUGUUAAAGAUCCAUUUGGAAUAUCUUGGUCCACUGAUUUUAUCAAGGAGGAUCCUGAAUUGAAUUUGGAAAUUGUCACUGAGGAUAUUGUGGAAACCUCAACAAGAUACACAUAUGAUAGUGCAAGAUUGACUCAGAGUACUGGUGGGAGCUGUGGCAUAUUAUGUGAGGAAACUUAUCACCAUGGUCUGGUCCAGGAUAAGUUGGUGAUAGACAUGAAGACGUCAACAGACGAGUUGGGUCCCAAUACAGAAGAUGUGAUUAUUGAUAAGGAGUGCUCAGAUGCUACCCGAUAUGACUGUAGUACAAGGGAAAAGGAAUUUCAUGUAUAUAGCUGUAAUUUCUGCCUACAAAGCUUUCCUUCCAAAUACAGACUCAUAAUGCAUGUGUUUAUGCACAUUGAUAGUACGCAACCACCUUUGUAUGUUUGUAAGUGGUGUGGUGAGGUAUUUCACAGUAAUGUUAGUUUGAAAAAACAUUUGAGAAUGAGUGAGAAUUCUGUCUUACCUGCUAGCAACCAUGAAAAAUAUGGCGAUAGUGAUCAUCAUCAAAGCAGUAUCUUCUUGGAUAGUGAGCCAGAAGUUUCUGUUACAGAACACAAUGAGCAGUCUUCGUGUAAGGAAACUUUGAAAGCUUCAAAGAAGUCCUCUAAUGAAAGGCGUUACACACAUAUGAGAAAUGAUACGGAGAAAUCAAAUGAUUAUGGAGCUUCAUCUACAGUUGUUAAUGUCACUCCCCAGGCUGAUCCACUUACUGCAAACAGAACCCACAAAUGUGAUAUUUGUGGCAAAUUGUUUGCUAGGUCAUGUGAUCUCAAGAGGCAUGCACUGAUACACACCGGGAAAAGACCUCACAAAUGUGAUAUUUGUGACAAAUCGUUUGCCCAGUCAUGUCAUCUGAAGACUCAUAUAUUAAUUCACACUGGAAAGAAACCUCACAAAUGUGACAUCUGUGGGAAAUCUUUUGCUACAUCAGGCAGUCUCAAGGCACAUGCUUUCAUUCACACUGGACAGAAACCUAACAAAUGUGUUAUUUGUGGGAAAUCUUUUGCUACGUCAGGCAAUCUCAAGAAACACACAUUAAUUCACACUGGAAAGAAACCUCACAAAUGUGAGAUUUGUGGGAAAUCUUUUGCUAUGUCAGGCACUCUCAAUAGGCAUGUAUUAAUUCACACUGGAAGAAAGCCUCAUAAAUGUGUAAUCUGUGACAGAAGUUUCACUCAAUUGAGUGCUCUCAAGAUGCAUGCAUUACUCCACUUGAGAAAGAAACAAGUAGGUGUUAGUUUAAGCAAAUAGGUAUCCCUGGAUGGUGCUCUCAAGGCCUGUAAAAUAAUGGAUGUAGCAGGGAGACAAUAAAUGGUAAUGGCUGUGAAAUAACAGAAGAGUGUGGUAGAAUUGUGAAAAAAUGUGUAAUUAUGUGUACUUUAGAGUGGUAGCAGAUAAAAUGGCAAUAUAAAAAUCCCUAUCUGCAGCUUGAAAUGUCAAGAAAUUGUAUUGCUAGAUAUGCCUCAAACGUGAAUCAAAUAUGUUUCUGUCAUUAACACUGCUAUUUUUUCCUAUCGAUCUUGAGACAAGAGGAUUCUGAAUUGUGAUAAAUCCUUACCUUCGUCAGUAAUUAUAAGUAGCAUGCAAUAUUCAGUAUAAGGCCAAGGAAAUGUCAUGACUUUCUGAUUAUUAUCCCUAACAUAGUCAUCAUGUAUUACUUUAACUCUGCAUUUUACAAACAAUGUCAGCAAUUGGGUACCCAUAUAUUAUGGCAGUUCCUUCACUCAGGCUAGUAAACUCAACACUGGAGAAACAUGAUUAUGGCAAUUAUUUUACUCAGGUAUGUUUUCUAAAGAGAUUUGCUCUGUGUGUCAUUAAUAGUGUAUACAUUUGUUCUGUUAGUACUAAUCCUGCAUUAGUAAAUGUAACAACAAAUAUAACAACCUGCUUAAUAGCAUGAUUGUCCACGUUUGGAACACAAUGCGUAGACAGUUUUACAUGAUAGGGACUUGACAAGUUGUUUACAUGUU